AUGAUGACGAUGGAAGCAUCAUCGAAUAGUCGAGAUGGACUAACAUCAUUAUCAUCAUUGACAACAGCAACAACUACUAUUUCAUUACAGUUAUCUGUUGAACAGUGGGAAUUAUUAAGACGUUUACGAAAUAGUCAUUUAACAAAAACACAAAUUAUUCGAGCCUAUGAUGAACUAGAUCGACUUGAUCGUGAACUUGGAAAUCUAUUUAAUAGUGCACCUCCAGCAGCUUCUUCUCUUACACUUUCAUCUUCAUGUACAAAUGUUCCUUCACUCGAUCCGGUAUCACCAUCGACAAUGAAUUCUCAACAAGUAUCUCCACCUUCAUUAGCAUCUAAUACAAAUAAUAACAAUAAUAAACGACCACAUAGUCAUACAGUUAAUGGAUUACAACCAGUAAGACUAUCGAAUGGUUAUCAUUCAUCACAAAUGCAUCAUUCAAAUACACCAUCAUCAUCAUCGUCAAAUCCUAGUUUAAGAUCAAUACGUAAUAGUAUUAAUGAGACAAAUUCAUCGAUAUCAAAUCAACAUGAAACAAUCAAUCAAAAUGAUGUUGAAGAAGAAAAUCGUGAAUUACAAGAAUUACUUGCUAAAGGUGAUGUUGCUAUUCAUAAUGAAAUUUCAGUUUUCGUCUAUCGUUAUGAUCUAAAACAAUCACAAAUAGCUCGAAUGGCAGCGGUGAAUCAAGCAUAUGUAUCGAAAUUUUUACGUGGUGAUUUAUUUGAUUUAUCUGAAAAUGGACGAAUGGCCAUAUGUCGAUGGUAUAUAAGAUAUAAAAAAAUUGUUCAAUCAAUGAGUGGUAGUCAACCAUCUGCUGAUUUAUUAGCUAAUAUAACAUCAACAUGUGAACCACCAACAAAAAUUCCACGUCUAGUUGAAUCUCAAACAAAUAAUAAUUCAUCACCUGUUUCAUUUGAUGCACCUAAACGUACUCGAUUUACAUUUCGACCUGAACAUCUUGAUAUACUUGAAAAAGCUUUUCUUGACAAUCCAUAUCCUGAUCCACGUCGUCGUGAAGAUCUAGCUCGUAUAUGUAAUGAAGCUCGAACACGUAUCGAUGGUACAAAUGAAGUAUUAAAUGAACGUGAUCGUGUAACUGAUGCUAUUGUAACACAUUGGUUUCAAAAUAAACGAAAAAUGACAAAAAGUCAACGAGUAUCAAUACAAGAAGAAUCAAUUCCAUUAAGUCUAUCAAAUAGUAGUAAUAAUCAUCCAUCAACAUUAUCAAUGAAUGAUUUUGAAAAUACAAAUGGUGAUGAUGAUAUACAUAUUUCUCAUCAUCAUCAACAACAACAACAAAAAUCUACUGUACCUGUUGUUGAUAUUGAUUGUUUUGAUACAUCAACAUCAUUACUUGAUCCACAGAUGGCUGCAUAUCGUGCUAUAAUGAGUCGUAUGGUACCAUUUGCUAAUAAUAUUAAUGGUAAUAGUUCACCAAAACGUUUUGUUAAACAAGAACCUAUUUUAAAUCAAGAUGAAUCAAGUCAAGGUGAUGAAUCAAAUUCUCAAUCACCAUUAAACGAUCAUUUAUCACCGUGA
This is a messenger RNA of Rotaria sp. Silwood1, 1539 nucleotides long. Lineage: Eukaryota; Metazoa; Rotifera; Eurotatoria; Philodinida; Philodinidae. The record is from the annotation of a GenBank genome assembly.